AUGAAAACCACGGCCUCUAUAGUUCUCUCUCUCGGCUUUGCCUCUAUGGCGAGUGCUGUUAUGUAUGGAUACAACCAUGUUCCUCUCGUGAAGGACGCUGAAAUCGUUGCCGGUGCCUUCAAGAACGUCAAUGAUAUUAAGCUCCUGUCCCCAGCUUUUGUGACACCCAAUGUCCAACUUCCUGGGUUCCCUAACGGCACUCAAGGGCCGUCUUCUCAGAGCGACAUGGAGGCAUUCCUCCAGCAAUUGGCGGAACGCAACGACUACAUGACCUAUCGUACCGCUAACUUCACGUCGGAAGAGGACCGCUCUCUCCCCUACAUCCACCUGUCUGCUAGUCACAGCAGUUCCCUCCACCCCAACGACUCUGUGUCUAAAGUGCGCGUGUGGAUCCAGGGUGCCGUUCAUGGGAACGAACCUGCAGGUGACGAGGCCACACAGGCCCUCCUGGGCAAGUUCGAUGACGACUGGGAGUGGGCUGCCUCGAUUCUUGACAAGCUGGAACUCGUCGUGUUGCCGAGGUAUAAUCCUGAUGGCGUUUUCUACUUCCAGCGGACUCUAGCGACCAACUAUGACCCUAACCGCGACCAUAUCAAGCUUGCUCGCCAACAGACGCGAAAUAUAAAACAGCUCAUGAACAACUUCAAUCCCCAUGUGAUAGUUGAUAUGCACGAGUAUUCUGCUGGGCAGCGUUUCGGCGAGGGGCAGUAUGUCCACGGCUCCGACGGUCUGUACUCGGCCGCCAAGAACCUCAAUAUCAAUGAGAGUAUCCGCAAACUCUCCGAGGAGCUCUUCGCUAAGAAUAUUGCCGAAGAUAUGGAAGCCGCUGAUUUGCGCGCCGAGCCAUACGUUACCGGCUCUUCUUCUUCGGAUUCCAAAUUCGUCGCUGACUUCGCCGAGGCGGGGACUGAUGGCAAGAUUGGUCGCAAUGCUAUGGCACUAACCCAGGCUGUCGUCUUUCUUCUAGAGAUGCGCGGCAUUGGUAUCGCCGAUCAGGAGUUUCAGCGACGCACGGCUGCUGGUCUAACCAUGCUGGGCAGUAUUGUGCAAACUGCUGCCGAUAAUGCCGAUACGGUUCUCAGGACCGUCGAGGACGGCAUUAAACAGUUCAUAGCGUCAGACAGCGAUAUUAUCGUCACUGACUACAGCAAGACUGAGAUCCGCCCCUUCACUAUGGUCGACGUUAAGAAUGGUAGCGUGGUCUACCCCCUGGUACGGUUCACAUCAACGACGCCCUCCUCCGCUAAUCUCACUCGCUCCCGCCCAGAGGCUUACCUGAUACCCGCGGCCUGGGCGGACCUUGCCGAGCGGCUUGAAGUAGCUGGGUUGGAAAUAGAGACACUGGACAAGCCCUUUGAAGGUACCGUCGAGGUGCUAACUAUUACAUCAACCGAGGUGGACAACUCGUAUUACGAGGGCGCGCUUCGCGUGACGGCGACCACGGAGACCAAGGAGGGCGACGUAAGCCUGCCAGAGGGUAGCUUUCGGGUGAGUACAAGACAAAAGAAUGCGGCGCUCGCGAUGGUGGCGCUGGAGCCGGAGAACAUUGACUCCUAUGUCUCCUUCAAUAUUGUGCCGGUGAAGAAGUCAGAUGAGUACCCAAUUUUCAGGAUAAUGUCUUAG
This is a messenger RNA of Aspergillus pseudotamarii, 1623 nucleotides long. Its product is annotated as M14 family metallopeptidase. The record is from RefSeq and is a predicted model, not a curated record. Lineage: Eukaryota; Fungi; Ascomycota; Eurotiomycetes; Eurotiales; Aspergillaceae. The transcript has 2 exons. The coding region runs from base 1 to 1623 and encodes 540 amino acids. Gene Ontology annotation, biological process: proteolysis. Gene Ontology annotation, molecular function: zinc ion binding; metallocarboxypeptidase activity.